AUGAGUGAGGAGAUAAAACUGACAAAUUCAGGAGACUUUCAACCUCCAGGAAAUAAUAUCUUGUCUACCCAUCCCACUGAAUCUCAAGAAUUUCAAACCAGGAACAAAAGGAGAUUUUACAUCUUGGAAGUCACCAGUCUCAUCUUCCUUUUGGUGAUUGUUGGCCUGGCAGCAACAUUAGCAGUUGAAAAACAGAAAAUUCCCACUGAUCCCACAUCAUGCCUGGAUGACUGGAUUGGCUACCACCGAAAGUGUUUCUAUUUUUCUGAAAAUACGACAACCUGGGGAGCAAGCCAGAACUUCUGUGCCUCUUACACAGCAUCUCUCGCAAUAUUCAAUACCACAAAAGAACUGAAUUUCCUGAAGAAAUACAAGGGGGUUUCUGACCACUGGAUUGGCCUGCACAGAGAGUCAUCACAGCAUCCUUGGAGGUGGACAGACAACACUGAGAACAACAACUUGGUUCCCACUCGAGGAGAAGGAGAGUGUGCCUACCUGAGUGACAGUGGGAUCAGCAGUGGCAGGAACUACACCCAUAGGAGGUGGAUUUGCAGAAAGCAACUUUUAAGAUCCUUUUCUUAA
Molecule: messenger RNA, 582 nt
Organism: Acomys russatus (golden spiny mouse)
Lineage: Eukaryota; Metazoa; Chordata; Mammalia; Rodentia; Muridae
Product: C-type lectin domain family 2 member H-like
Exons: 5
Coding region: 1-582 (193 amino acids)
Cellular component (GO): external side of plasma membrane
Source: RefSeq, a predicted model, not a curated record